GUGUGUGUGUGUGUGAGCGUGCGUGCGUGUGUGUGCGUGUGUGCGUGUGGCAGCGAGGCGGCGGACUGCUGAACAGUGGAGAGGGUGCAGACGGCAGGCGGACCUCCCCCGGUGCUGCGGGACAAGAUGUGGCUGCGGGACGAGCUUCUGAAAUCCAUAUGGCACGCAUUCACAGCGCUGGACAUGGACCACAAGGGAAAGGUGUCCAAGUCUCAGCUGAAGGUGCUCUCUCACAACUUGUGUACAGUGAUGAAUAUCCCACAUGACCCCGUGGCCCUGGAGGAGCACUUCAAGGAUGACAAUGAGGGCCCUGUGUCCACCCAGGGCUACAUGCCUUACCUCAACAGGUUCAUUCUCGACAAGGUACGGGAUGAUUUUGACAUACUGGAGUUCAACAAGCUAUGCUGGACACUGUGUUACAAGAAAAAUAUCAACACCACUCAUCUUCUCAUCUCAAAUGAGGAUGCCUUCAAAGUCUGGUGCAUUUUCAACUUUCUGUCAGAGAACCGGUACCCACUGGUCAUCAUUACUGAAGAGAUUGAAUACUUCUUGCGAAAGCUGAUGGAGGCCAUGGGGACCGUGUUGAAUGAAGAGCAGUUUUCAGACUACAAGCUCCAGUUGAACAAGAGGAAGAACUGCCUGACCGCCUGGGAGCUGAUUGAACUGGUGGGCAUGGGCCACUUCAGCAGGGGCUUGAACCACCAGACCCUUUCCAUGGGCAUCAAUGAGGUUUUCCAGGAGCUCAUACUGGAUGUGCUGAAGCAGGGUUACAUGAUGAAAAAGGGUCACAAAAGGAAAAACUGGACAGAGCGCUGGUUUGUGCUUGGACCAACCUCGAUAUCUUACUAUGUCUGUGAAGACCUUGCAGACAAGAAAGGAGUCAUUGUUCUGGACCGCAGCUGCUGCGUGGAGUCUCUCCCGGACAAGGAAGGGAAGAAAUGCCUGUUCAUUAUCAAGUGUGCUGACAAAAGCUUUGAGAUCAGCGCCUCAGACAAAAAGAAGAAACAAGAGUGGAUCCAAGCUAUCCAAACAUGCAUCCAGUUGCUGAGGCUGGGGCUGCCGUCUCCUCACCGCGAGGCCAGGCAGCGGCGCAGGGAGCUCCGGCAGCGGCAGCAGGCCGAGCAGGAGGAGCUGGAGGAGAGGAUGAAGCAGCUCCAGACGGCCAACGAUAGCAAACACAGGGAGCUGGAGGCCAUGAGAAAGAAAAUGGAAGAGGCAGCGGCCAAAGCAGCAAUGGAGGAGCGUAGGAGGAAGCAGACUCAGAUAGACCUGCAAGAUCGCUACAGACUCGACCUCGAGAGAGAGAAAAUGGUGAGGCAGCAGAUGGAGGAGCAGGUGGCCCAAAAGUCCAGUGAACUAGAGCAGUACCUGCAGCGUGUCCAGGAGCUGGAGGAUAUGUACCGUCGGCUGGAGGAGGCCUUAGAGGAUGAGAGGCAGGCCAAGCUGGACGAGGAGACCAUGCGCAAGCUGCAGGCCAGACUGCUGGAGGAGGAGGCAGCGAAGCGGGCUGAGCUAGAGCAGAUCCACCUGCAGCAGCAGAGGGCGAUCUCGCAGACCCAGGCUGAGAAGAAGGAGCUGGAGGCCGAGCAGUUGGCAAAGGAGAAAGCGUUGCAGGCAGCAUUGCUGCAGCUGGAGAGCCUAGAGAGGGAGAGGCACGGGGCGCUGGAGCAGUAUGAGGAGGCGACGAGGAAACUCGAGCGGGCAGCUAACAAGACCAAGACUUGGAAAGACAAGGUGGCCAAACAUGAGGGACUGGUGCGUCUCAUCCAGCCAGGCCAUAAGGGACCUCAGAGGAUCACUAACUGGGGGCCGGCCUCCUUCACUGAUGCCGAGUUGGAUUUGAGAAAGAAGUCGUGGCAGGAGAGGAAGAACCAGGGAGCUCCGGCUCAGUAACCUCUGGGUGUACAGGACGGACCACGCACUGAUGAUGCAGCAUCACAAGACAUGAUAAACGAGUCAUGAAUUAACUCUGCAAUCCAUGCGUUCACAUUCCCAGUCUGAAGUGGUUUGAUAAUAGAGAUUUCCUGAGCCUAUGAUAGCUAUAUAUGUGUACCCAGUGGGAAAUUAGAGUCAAGAAAAAAGUGGUUUAUGCUGUGUGUUGUUAAUAUUAACUGAUUUCAGGUGUGCCAUUGUUCUCAAAAUGUACAGCUUUGGAUUAACUGCAUUUAUCAGUUUCCUACAUAACACACAUUUGUAUUUUUUUAACAUAAAUUUUUUGCAGGCCGAGUUGAAAUUGUCGUUUUUAUGCUGUCCAUUCUAACUGU
Myripristis murdjan (pinecone soldierfish) is the source of this 2264-nucleotide messenger RNA. RefSeq names its product switching B cell complex subunit SWAP70a (gene swap70a). The transcript is spliced from 12 exons. Gene Ontology annotation, cellular component: cytoplasm; nucleus. Lineage: Eukaryota; Metazoa; Chordata; Actinopteri; Holocentriformes; Holocentridae. The record is from RefSeq and is a predicted model, not a curated record. The coding region runs from base 127 to 1893 and encodes 588 amino acids.